Molecule: messenger RNA, 2208 nt
Organism: Neltuma alba
Lineage: Eukaryota; Viridiplantae; Streptophyta; Magnoliopsida; Fabales; Fabaceae
Product: pentatricopeptide repeat-containing protein At3g50420
Exons: 1
Coding region: 4-2133 (709 amino acids)
Biological process (GO): RNA modification
Cellular component (GO): intracellular membrane-bounded organelle
Molecular function (GO): protein binding; RNA binding
Source: RefSeq, a predicted model, not a curated record
CCGAUGCCAGCGCCGUAUGAAGCAUAUUCCCAAACAGCUCUCGUCCUCGUCCAAAGAUGCAGAACCAUAAGCUCAUUGAAGAAGGCGCGUCAACUUCACGCCUUGAUGUUAACCACCACCGACAUAGGCUUGCAAUCACCGUUUCUGUACAACAAUAUCAUUUCCAUCUAUGCCCGAUGUGGCUCACUCAGGGACUCCCAGCAGGUGUUCGACACAAUGCCUCACAGGAAUCUCGUUUCUUUCAACACGCUUAUCGCGGGCUAUUCUCGAGUGCCAAACAAUGCGACUUUGGCCCUCAGACUUUAUAACGAGAUGGAAAUCAGAGGCCUGAGGCCGAGCAGUUUGACUUUCACGAGCUUACUACAAGCGUCAGCAUUGCUGGAAGAUGGCUUGGUUGGUUCGUCACUUCAUGCCCAAGCUGUGAGGCUUGGUUUACUCAAUGAAAUUUGCGUCCAAACAUCUAUGCUGAAUAUGUACUCAAGUUGCGGGGAUAUGUAUUCCGCAGACUUGGUUUUCGAGGAGAUCGCAGAUAAAGAUGAUGUAGCUUGGAAUUCUUUGAUUGUGGGUAAUUUGAAGAAUGAUAAGGUGCAAGAAAGUCUUCGUCUUUAUAGUGAAAUGUUGAGGAUUGGUUUUACCCCUACAAAGGUUACAUAUUCUUUGAUUUUGAAUGCAUGUAGCCAACUGAAAGAUUAUCAAUCUGGGCGAUCGAUUCAUGCCCAUGUGAUUGUUAGGAAUGUCUCGGCUGAUUUAUAUCUAGAAAACGCCCUGCUUGACAUGUACUGCAAUGCAGGUGAUACAAAUACGGCAUAUAGGAUUUUUUGUAGAAUGGAAAACCCAGACUUGGUUUCAUGGAAUUCAAUGAUGGCUGGAUAUUCAGAGAACAAGGACGGGAAGAAAGCCAUGCAUUUGUUUGUCCACUUGCAGGAAAUGUGCUUUCUUAAGCCAGAUGAGUACACUUAUGCCGCCAUUAUUUCGGCAACUGGCGCAUUCCCAUAUUCCAAUUUUGGAAAACCUCUUCAUGCUCUGGUUACCAAAGUAGGAUUUGACAGAAGUGUGUUUGUAGGGAGUAAUCUUUUGUCUACGUACUUCAAAAACAAUGACACUGAAGCUGCUCAAAAAGCAUUUUAUUCAAUCUCACAGAAGGACGCUGUUCUCUGGACGGAGAUGAUAACGGGUUAUUCUAAAGUGGCUGAUGCCAGAGGUGCAAUUAGAUGUUUUUCAGAAAUGUAUCAUGGAGGGUACAAGGUCGACAAUUAUGUUCUCAGUGGAGUUUUGAGUGCAUGUGCUGAUCUUGCUAUUUUAAGACAAGGCGAAAUGAUUCAUUCCUAUGCUGUUAAAUUGGGCUAUGAUACGGACACUUCUGUUUCUGGGAGUCUGGUUGAUAUGUAUGCCAAAAACGGCAGCCUUGAAUGUGCACAAGUGGUUUUUUCCCAAGUUUCAAACCCAGAUUUGGAGUGUUGGAACGCAAUGCUUGGAGGAUAUAGUCGCCAUGGAAUGGUUGUGGAGGCAUUGAAACUCCUCGAGGAGAUUUUGGAACAGGGUCUGAUUCCAAAUCAAGUGACAUUCUUGUCUCUAUUGUCUGCUUGCAGCCACAGUAGAUCGUUUGAGAAAGCGAAGAUCAUCUGGAAUUAUAUGGUUAACGUCGGCUUGACUCCUGGGCCUAAGCACUACUCAUGCAUGGUAACCUUAUUGAGUAGAGCAGCAUUGCUGGAAGAAGCAGAAGAAAUUAUCAAUAAAUCUCCUUAUGUUGAAGAUAAUCUGGAACUUUGGAGAACUCUGUUAAGCUCAUGUGUCAUGAAUGGAAAUUUGGAAGUGGGCAUUCGUGCUGCCGAUGAAGUGUCAAAACUGGAUGCAGAACAAGGUCCAACACUAAUCUUACUUUCUAAUCUGUACGCUGCCGCCGGGAGAUGGGCUGAUGUUGCAGAAAUAAGAAAGAAGUUGAAAGGGUUGAUGCUGCAAAAGGAGCCGGGUCUGAGUUGGAUUGACGCCAAACACGACAUCUCCGUAUUCUCUUCAGGAGAUCGAUCACACCCUAAGAUCGUUGAGGUGCAAGCCGAAUUGGAUGGUCUAAGAAUGAAUAUGGGCAGAACAGAAAUUGAUGACAGCGAGGCAGGGGAGAGCAUGCUUCUCUAGCGUUUGCAUGUAUAUAAUACUUCCAAUGGUAAUGGUUAAUGCUUAAUAUAACAGUUAAUUAGCUAAUUUGGAAAA